Stegodyphus dumicola is the source of this 1184-nucleotide messenger RNA. Its product is annotated as phosphatidylinositol-3,5-bisphosphate 3-phosphatase MTMR14-like. Gene Ontology annotation, molecular function: phosphatidylinositol-3-phosphate phosphatase activity. The record is from RefSeq and is a predicted model, not a curated record. Gene Ontology annotation, biological process: dephosphorylation. NCBI's taxonomy places the organism in Eukaryota, Metazoa, Arthropoda, Arachnida, Araneae, Eresidae.
AUGGAGGACGCUACAAAAGGGUACAUUACAAGUUCUGAUGACGAAAGUUUCUAUUGUUGUAAUGUAGAGUCUUCAAAUAGUUCUGAUGACGAAAGUUUCUACUGUUGUAAUGUUUCGUCUUCAAAUAGUUCUGAUGACGAAAGUUUCAGUUCUUUAGAUGUAGAUGUAGAUGUUUCAAGUAGUUCCAACCUUGCAGUUUCAUUUGCAGAGUUCUAUUUUUCCGAGAGAAUGGAUUCUUCUCAUUUGGAAUGUUCUUCGGGAGAGAAAAUCGCAACAGAUGAAACACCGAGUCGUCCGCUUGAAAAUAUAUCAAACGUUGAAGGGGUAUUUUCAGAAAGAAAAAAUGUUUCUAAAUCUUCUGAUGGCGAAUUUUGUUCUGAAGAGAAAACUGCAGGAAAUGAAACAACUUCUUCGAUUGAACUUAUAUCUGACGAAGAACCAUCUUCAGAGACAAAUGUUGUUAAAUUGGCUUCUGAAGAGAAAACGUUCAGUGAAACUCCAAGGUUUUCGAUUGAUAUUGGAUUUGACGUUCCAGGGGUGUUUUCAGAAAGGAAUAAUGUUUCUAAAUUAUCUUCUGAUGACGAAUUUUGCUCUGAACAAAAAACUGCAGGAAAUGAAACGUUAAGUUCAUCGACUGAAGUUAUAUCUGGCGAAGAACCAUCUUCAGGAGAAAAUGUUGUUAAAUUGCCUUCGGAAGAGAAUACUGUAAGUGAAACUUCAAAGAUUUCGACUGAAAUUGCAUCUAACGUUGAAGAAACGCCUUCAGAGAGCUCUAUUGUUGAAUCGCCCGAUCCUGUUCAAAAGGGCAGAGAAAGUUUUGAACAUUUGGAUUUCAAAAUAGAGAUAACAGAAGAUUUAAUUUCAUCGCUGAUGAAGCGUUUCAAGGAAAAUCAGUAUAUUCCUUCUUCUGCAUAUGGGGAGGAUUGUGACAUAAGUUCAACCUGCAUAUAUCUCUUCAAGAAAAGCUACAAGUGCGAAGUAAACGCAAUUUUCUUCAUUUCUGCGUUCUUGAAUCACUUAAAACUAAAUAUGUAAUGUUGUGAAAUUUUGCCUAAGCAAAAUUCAUGCAUGGCCUUAUUUCAGACGAUUCGUAACGAUGUUGGAAAGUUAUGCUAUAACUACCCAGGCACAAUCCUCUUGCCAAUGAAGGAGAAAAAAGCUAAGGAGGAAGAAUAUCCUGUCAA